Monoraphidium neglectum is the source of this 623-nucleotide messenger RNA. RefSeq lists its product as hypothetical. Lineage: Eukaryota; Viridiplantae; Chlorophyta; Chlorophyceae; Sphaeropleales; Selenastraceae. The record is from RefSeq and is a predicted model, not a curated record. The annotation marks the transcript as partial. The transcript has 3 exons.
GCGACGCCCUGGCGCACGUGGAGGCGGCCGGGCUGGGCCCCAGGGUCAUCCCGCUGGUGCAGGUCUUCGCGCGCGUCAGCCCCGAGCAGAAGGAGCUGGUGCUCAACACGCUGCGCGACGCCGGCUGGGUGACGCUCAUGGUGGGGGACGGCACCAACGACGUCGGCGCGCUCAAGGCGGCACACGUGGGGGUCGCGCUGCUCGCGGCGGCGCCCACGCGGCCGGGGGCGCAGGGGCAGGACAAGGGCGCGCGGCGGCCAAAGGCGGCGGGCGGGAGCGGCGGCGGCGCGGGCGCGGAGGGGGCGGGCGCGGCGGCGGCGGGAACCGUAGCGCUGCCGGAGCGGAAAGCCAAGGGCGGGAAAGCUGCCCCCGCCAAGCUGCCCCCGGGCGCGGCCAUGCUGGAGGAGAUGCGGAAGAGCGGGAAGCCCAUCCCGCCCGCCAUGGAGAAAAUGGCCGCGUGGAUGGACAAGAUGCACGAGGAGAGCGGCGCGGGCGCCGACGGCGGCCCCCCGCUGGUGAAGCCCGGCGACGCGUCCAUGGCGGCCGCGUUCACGGCCAAGGCGUCCAGCGUGGCACCCGUCACGGACAUCCUGAAGCAGGGCCGCUGCACGCUCGUCACCACA